AUGGGCACACAAAUCACACAGUUAGCCACUCAGGUGAACAAGCUGCAGGCGAAUCAAGGCCGACUUCCUUCUGUCACGGAGAUGAAUCCCAAGGAAAAUGCAAGUGCAGUAACUACAAGAAGUGGGAGAAUUCUAGUUGAGCCACAGCCUAAGCUGGCUCAGAACAAGAGAAUUGAAGAAGAGAAGGAUAUUCUGGAAAUCUUCAAGAAGGUAGAAAUAAACUUGCCCUUGCUUGAUGCAAUUAAGCAAGUUCCCAGGUACGCAAAAUUUUUGAAAGAGUUAUGCUCUAAGAAAAUGAAGCUUGGGAAUGAUGCGAGAAUUCGAGUGAGUGAGAAUGUUUCUGCUGUUCUUCAAAGAAAAUUGCCCCAAAAGUGUCGAGAUCCUGGUAUGUUCACCAUUCCAUGCAUUAUAGGUAAUAAGACUGUUGAGAGAGCCAUGUUAGAUUUAAGAGCGUCCAUAAAUGUCAUGCCUUAUUCUGUGUAUAAGGAUUUGCAGUUAGGACCAUUGAAAGACACUCGCGUUAUCAUUCAGCUAGCUGAUAGGUCUACUGCAUAUCCCGAAGGUGUUGUUAAGGAUGUCCUUGUCAAGGUCAAUGAUUUGAUUUUUCCUGUGGAUUUCUAUAUUGUUGAUAUGGAUGAUUCUGCCUCUGCUAAGCAAUCUUUGAUUCUUUUAGGGAGACCAUUCAUGAAAACUGCUAAGGUAAAAAUUGAUGUGGAUAGUGGAAUGCUUAGCCUUGAAUUUGAUGGAGAUGUUGUCACAUUUAAUAUUUUUGAGGCUAUGAAGCAUGUUGAGGAUCCUGAAUAUGUGUUCAUGAUUGAUGUUAUUGACCCUUUGGUUGAGGAAUUUGUUGAGAAUUUUAGGGAGGAUGAGCUUGAGCAGGUUAUUUUCAGUUCCCUAACUGAAGAGAACACCAAAACUGAGGAGAAUGAAGCCAUUAGAGAGAUUAUCAUGCAGCUGUAUUCAACGGAGGAAAUUCCAGUUCGGCACCUGUCGAGCAGGAUGCCCAUACCGACCAGCAUAGAACCGAUUUUGCCCUCUGUUGUGAAGCCACCGAAGCUGGACUUGAAGGUACUGCCCCAACAUCUGAAAUAUGUGUUUUUGGGAGAGAAUGACACGCUGCCAGUGAUCAUCAGCAAUGAACUUAGUGCAGAACAAGAGGUAAGGUUGGUAAGUCUUCUUAAGAUGCAUAAAUCUGCCAUUGGAUGGACUAUAGCCGAUAUCAAAGGUAUUAGUCCCUCUACUCGCAUGCAUAGAAUCUUACUUGAGCCUAAUAGUAAGCCAUCUAGGGAUCCUCAAAGAAAAUUGAACCCUGUCAUGAAAGAAGUUGUGCUUAAAGAAAUUCUUAAAUUGCUUGAUUUAGGGAUUAUUUAUCCGAUUUCUGAUAGUGCAUGGGUCAGUCCUGUUCAUGUGGUUCCUAAGAAGUCUGGUUUUGCAAUUGGUCAAGAACGAGAAUAA
Messenger RNA from Salvia miltiorrhiza (redroot sage), 1455 nucleotides. RefSeq lists its product as uncharacterized. The record is from RefSeq and is a predicted model, not a curated record. Bases 1 to 1455 code for a protein of 484 amino acids. The transcript has 2 exons. Lineage: Eukaryota; Viridiplantae; Streptophyta; Magnoliopsida; Lamiales; Lamiaceae.